This is a messenger RNA of Fraxinus pennsylvanica, 1161 nucleotides long. The record is from the annotation of a GenBank genome assembly. NCBI's taxonomy places the organism in Eukaryota, Viridiplantae, Streptophyta, Magnoliopsida, Lamiales, Oleaceae.
AUGUGGGAUUUUGACCUUCUUGCUGAGCUGUUCAAUGAGGAAGACCGCCGUCAAAUUAUGAACAUACCCCUAACCGCCCUCGGGAGAGAGGAUCGCGUACUUUGGUCCCAUUAUAAAAAAGGUACUUACUCGGUUAAAAGUGGCUAUAAACGCUUGAUGGAGGACUCCUUUCUCUAUUCUCACACUGCUACAGAUAACUAUUGGAGCAAACUUUGGCAUCUUAAAGUUCCGGCUAAGGUUCGAAAUUUAAUUUGGAGGGCAUCGUUGAAUGUACUGCCAACAAUUGAUCAAUUGAGGGCGAAAAGAGUUGACGUUGACAGUCGUUGCCCAGUUUGCCAUUUGCAUGAAGAAUCUGUGCUUCAUACUUUGGUAUUAUGUGAGUUUGCUCAGAAAGUUUGGGAGGCAGCAGGAGUCAAUAGCUCAUCCCCUACGGCUACUAAUUUUAAAGAAUGGCUCAUAGGCACCCUCGAACAUCAUAACCAAGAACAUGAGCUUAUUGUAAUGAUCGCUUGGGCCAUAUGGACGAAUCGAAAUGAGGCAGCUUGGAAAGGUAAAUCCUAUACAGUGCUUAUGGUGGUAGCUAAUGCAAAAAACUUCCUCCAACAGUGGCAUGAAGCUAAUCAACCUUUAAGCCCUCUUACGGCAACAUCUAACAGUCCGGGUGAAGACAAGUGGAAACCACCCCCAGUGGGCUACUUCAAACUUAAUGUGGAUGCAGCCAUCUUUGAAAACCAAGGGAAAGCUGGGCUUGGUCUGGUGAUUCGAGACGAAUUGGGGUCUUUCGUUGCUGCCAGGAUUGUUCCUGUACAAGGAAUUGUCGACCCUCUUAUCGCUGAAGCCUUGGGGGUCCGCGAGGCACUCUCUUGGAUUAAAUCAAGUUCCUUCGAGGUCAGAACAGUUGAAUUAGAUGCCCUCAUGGUCUACACAGCUCUACAGAAUAAAGGAGUGGACAACUCCUAUUUUGGUGCCAUAAUCGAAGAAUGCCGACUCCUCGCAAGAGACCUCCCGAACCUCAAUUUCCAUUGGGUUAGGAGAUUGGCGAACCAAGUUGCUCAUACACUAGCUAAGGCAGCAUAUUCCUUUCAUGAUAGGGUAGGCUGGUCUUACUUUCCGCCUUUAUUCAUUUCAAAUGUAUUACUUGCCGAUUCGAUGAAUGAAUAA